AUGGACAAUUUAUAUUAUAAUAAAUAUACAAGUGAAAUAUAUGAAAAAAAAAAGUAUCCUUUUAAAAAUAACAUUCAUGAGAAAGAGAAUGUUUUAAAGGAUGCAAAUACAUAUGAUUAUAUAAAAAAUUAUGUAUUAGAUGUUAUAGUAAAUUAUAUAAUUAAUGAUAGUAUAGGCCCAAAAUACAAAUAUCAUUGUGAAUCUUUUAACCAUAAUAAGAAUAAUGAUAUAUCAAAUUUAAAUGUUAGGUCACCACAAAAUGACUUUCUUAUUUCAAAAGUAUUAAGUAAAAAAUAUAACAAUAUUCCAAAAAUGGAUUUAGAAAAAAAUAAUAAUGUAAUAGUACAAUCAAAAUUAGAGCUUUUUUCAUAUAAUAAAAUUUUAUCAUUAUUAAGAAAGUAUGAAUAUGAAGAAUUUAGUACCUUAAAGGAUGAUUUUAUUAGGUACCUAUUAAAUAAUGCACACCUAUAUAAUAACAAGCUUCAUAUGAUCUUAAGUUUAAUUAUAUUGUCAUUUUAUAAUGCCAAGAAAAACAUGGGAUGUUAUUUUUUGCUUGAUGUUUUGAUGAAAACAAUAAAUUAUUAUAAAACAUAUAAUAAACUCAAAACAUGUCUUAUACUUUUUUCUCCCAUCAUUGAAAUGCACAAGAGACAUAAACAAUAUGUUAACUUAAGUGAAAUUGUGUUAAAUAUUGAUGAUGAUAAAAAUGAUGCUCAUAAGGAUCACCCUGGUAAUAGUAGUAACAAUAACAAUAACAAUAAUAAUAAUAAUAAUAAUGAGAGUUGUUGUAAAAACUUCCUCUUAAAAUUUGAAAGUACCAAAGAACUAAUUAACAUCAUCCGAAAAAAUCGUGAUAUUAAUUCAAGUACUACCGCUACUUCAAACACAUUAUCUACCGUUAGUAAGAAAAAAAGGAAAGAUGCAUACUACUUCCACAAGAAAAAAUUGAAUUUUAAGGACAGGCAUUUAAAAGAUGAUCAAAACAUAAGAAAUAAAGAUAUGAAAGAAUUGAAUUUUUUAAAUAAUGAGUUAACGAAAAAAAAGCUACUUCAAUAUAUAAAAAAAAAAAAAAAAGUGAAAAAGAAUAAGUGUCACGAUAUAACCCACCAAAAUUAUGACAAUACCUUUCAAGUUCAUUUUAAUAAUUCCGACCAAAGUCAAGGCAGACAGAGGAAAUUUUUACAAGGAGUAGUAGUAUCAUAUAUAAAGUAUAAUAAUUCAAAGUUUAAUUUAUCAUGUUAUAUAAGUAUGAAAGAUUAUAAUUUUAAUUCGAGCAUUAGAAUAUGUUACGUACCUUUUUAUAAUAACUAUUAUAAAAAUAAAAAUAUAUGGUACAGAUUAAACAUGAAGAUAUUUUUGUAUUGUUGGUGGUAUGUUGAGGAAGUAUGUUUUUCCGACUGCACGAUGAAUACUUUAGAAUAUGUAUCUAAUGACGAAGAGGUCAGGAGACUUGAAAAAAUAAAUUACUAUAAGGAAAAGUAUACUAAGAUAAUAAAUGAAGAAAGAAAUAAAUUAGAGAGAAACAAAAUUGUAUUAAAAAAUGAUAAUAAAUGGACAAGUGAUCAAUACGAUAAGAAAAAUGAUAAUAUUAACAUUUUCAAUAAUAAUAAUAUUUUCCAUAAUAAUAAUAUUUUCCAUAAUAAUAAUAUUUCCCAUAAUAAUAACACUUCCCAUAAUAAUAAGAUUUUCCAUAAUAAUAAUAUUUACCAUAAUAAUAAUAUUUACCAUAAUAAUAAUAGUAGUGAGAGGUGUCCUUAUAGGAGGAGAGAAAAAAAAUGGAAUAAGAUUGAUCCGAGUAAUAAUCCUUAUUCCUUGCUUUUUACAAGUUACCAUAAAAAAUUAAGAGGAUAUCACAAUAAUAAUUAUAGAUAUAAUUCAAGCAGCUUUAUCAGCAACUUUAACGAUGAUGGUAUGUCGACUAAAUUUCCUAACAGCAGAGAUGUGGAACCUGGAUACAAUAGUGAUAAUAAUAUUUUGUAUAGAAAUAACAAGAGGAAACGAAGAAAGAAGAAACGUUUGAAUGUAUGUAAAAAUGAGAAACAUUAUUGUAAAUAUUUAAGUGAUGAUGAUAUGACAUAUGAUAAUUAUUGUAAUUAUUUUUAUGAAAGUGUCGAAAGUGUAAAUGUGUCGAGUUAUUUGUAUUAUUUCAAAUUAAUAAAUAAAAAAAAGUUAAAUAUGAAAAUUAAUCAAAUGGAACAAAAACUGGAAUUUAAUUAUGAUGUUUUUUUAAUAUCUAUUUAUGAUAGUAAUGAGAAAAAACGAAAUAUGAUGUACAAUGGAUAUUAUAAUUCGGAAAUAUUUAAUAAUAAAGAAGAAAAUUAUGAUUAUGAAGAUUCAAAUGAUGACAACUAUAAUGAAAAUGAUGAUUACAAUAAUAAUAAUAAUAAUAAUAAUAAUGAUAGCUAUGAUAUUAUAGAGAAUGAAGACAUGUUACCACAUCAUCCUUGUCUAAAUUAUGAUCAUUUCAAUUUCAUAACCUGUUAUGAGAAAAUAAUAAAAUAUAAGCCCAUAACUACAAAAUAUAUUUUAUGUUGUAAGGAGGCUUUUUUCUGUUCCACUGAAGAGUAUGAAGAUGACGAAAUGAACCCCAAUAUAAAUAACAAUAUGAACAAUAUGAACAAUAAUAAUAAUAAUAGUAAUAGUAAUUCAUUUUAUAACCAUAAUAAUAACUAUUCACAUAUGGCAGAUGGAAGACGAAAAGGUAUGAAGAGAUUCGCAGAAGGUAAUCUAAAUAAAGAACAUCAUGGAUAUGGUGAGGAGGAAGAAGGAUAUGAUGAAUACCAUAAUGAAAAUAUUGGUAACAAUAGAGUAAAUGGGCUUUUAAGCAAUCGAAUGAUGAAACAAGAAAUUGAUGAUGAUAUGGAAAAUCAUAGGGAUAAUAACAUGCAUAAUAAUAAUAAUAAUAAUAGCAACAAUAAUAAUAAUAAUAAUAGUAAUAAUAAUAAUAGUAAUAAUAAUAAUAGUAAUAAUAAUAGUAAUGUAAGGGGAGAGGUGAUGAAUGGAUACAAUUACAAUAAUGAUCUUCAUUUAAAUAAUAUAUAUGUAAAAGACGAAAUGAAAGAUAUUAAUUAUAAUGAUGGUGAUGAUAUACAUGAUAUGGAAGAAGGCAAAGAUUUUGAAAGUAUUAUUGAUGAGCAUAAUGAAUAUAAUGAAGAAAUAGAUGUAAAAUAUGAAAUAUCUACAGAAAAUAAUGAAAGUACUACCUUACAUUUACCAAUGAAUGAUAUGGAUGUUGGAAAAGGUGGUAGUAUGACGGAUCAUGGAUUAAACAGUAAUAGUAAUUUUCUGUGUACAAGUUCAACAAAUGAAAAUGGUUUAGAUAUGAAUGUGUUAGAUAGCAAAAUGAAGAAUGGUACUAUGCAUAAUAAUAGUAAUAAUAGUAAUAAUAAUAGUAAUAGUAAUAAUAAUAACAAUAAUAAUAGUAAUAAUAAUAAUAAUAAUAAUAGUAAUAAUAGUUUGAAACAUAAAGCUCAACAAAAAAAUAAUAAUGAAGGAAAAGAAAAAGUCAAAAGAAGACGUAAAAAUCCAUUUAGUAGAAGUGUUGUGGGUAUGUCUCCUGCAAGUAAUAAUGAUAUGUCAAAAGCUUAUGGUGAUAUGAUGAAGGAUGGUUCAAAUAAUUUCAUGUACAAGAAUUUUGUUGUUCCAAAAAAGCCGAAUAAUUUUUCUUAUUUGAAUUAUAAGGAAGUAAAAGAAUAUUUAAAAGAUUUGACUAUACUAAAAAGUGGAGCAAAUUGGAAAACAUAUAAAAUGGAAGAUUUGCCAGCAGAAUUGUAUAAAAAUAUUAGACCAAUAAAUCAAAGAGUAACAGGUUUUAAAACGGUGCUAUUGGUUGAUGAAUUAUUUGAAAAAUUAUGGGAAUUCCCGAAUACAGACAUGAUCAAAGUUAGGACAGUAACUAGAGGAGACCAAUUUAUUGGUGAUAUUCGAAUCGAUUUUUAUUAUCGCCAGAGUGAGAGAACCUUAUGUCGUGCAUGUGGAAGGCACAUCCUUAAGCAGAAGUUUGCCACGGAGCACUACCAAAGGAAUAUAAAUUGCUGGAAAGAAGUUAUGUGGAGAUUGGGAAUACCAGAGCUACAUUACUACAACUCAGUUCGAAAUGACUUUUUUGAUUCAAGGUCAAACAACAUGGAAAAUAAUAACGAACAGGCGUUGCUGGACAGGACGUUAAUGUUGUAUAACCAAGAAUUGAUUAAGAAGGCUACCGAUUUUGUGAAUGAGGAAUUAAAGUAUUACGAUGAGAACGUGGUGAGUAAGCCUCGUAAGAGUAAGGUGAAUAGUUGUUUUGAAUUGGAUAUAUUAUUAUUGGAUGAUAAUAAUAUAAUAAUUCCUAGUGUAAAGAAUGAAGUGGAUGAGCCAUAUUUUGAGAUAGCAGCAAUAUAUCCUAAUAAUGGUUUUCCGGAUGAGAAUUAUUCUCGUAAUUUCUGUUAUAUAAAGAUAACAUUUAAUAAGUUAGGAGGCAUGGUGUUACGUGAUUUGUUUACUUUAGAAUGUGAGUUUUUGGUAGAUUGGGGAGACAAUCUAUUAAUUCAGGCAAAGAAGUAUACAUUACAUGAGGUAUAUAAUAAUUCUGAAUCUUAUGACAUAAAUUUAAGAAAUUUGUAUGAUCAAGGAUUUGCAUAUUUGAAAUGUAACGUACCUCAAAAGCCAAAUGGAAAGGUAAAUUUAAAAGUGCGUAUACCUAAAACAGUAUGGCAUUAUUGGGAAGCAGUAGCUGAAGAAUCAUUAAAAAUAAAUUAUGAGUUUUUGGAUAAGCACAAUGUUCAUAGACAGUUAUUAUUUUGUUCAUAUUUGGAUAAUAUAAAUAAAAAUUUUACAGCAUAUGUAAAGAAUUCAUCAAAGAGUGGUGGUAGUAACAACAAUAGUGGCAAUAAUAAUAAUAAUAAUAAUAAUAAUAUAAGUAAUAAUAAUAAUAAUAAUAAUAGUAAUAAUAAUGGAAAUGUGAAUGGUGGUAAUCAUCAUCUUAUGUCUAAUCUUAUGACUAAUAAUAAUAUGAACCUUACUAACAAUAAUAAUAACAACAACAAUAAUAACAACAAUAACAAUAACAACAACAAUAAUAAUAAUAAUAAUCAUAUGUUUGAAUUAAUGAACAGUAAUUUAGCUAAUUUUGCAAAGAUGGAAGAUGAUUUUAUGCCAAGAAAUUCAUAUAAUAAUAUGGAUAAAAAAUCCAAAAAUAAUGGUAUGCCACCACCACCACCAGAUUUAAUGAAUAGCAAUAAUAAAAUGAUGCCAUAUAAUUUUAAUAAUUUUUCUAAAGGACCUCCUGGUGGGGUUGUUGGAGCUCCAGAUCUGUCUAAUAUGUCGAAUAUGAAUAAUAGAUUAAUGUAUAAUCAAAAUAACAAUCCAAAUAAUGUUAACAAUAACAAUAAUAAUAAUAAUAUGUAUAAUAAUAUGGAUUAUGCAGCUGUUCUAAAUUCUAUGCCAUAUUCUAAUUAUCAUGCUUUUAAUAUGAACCAUGCUAUGCAAAAUGAUUCUGAUACCAACUAUUCAAAAAAUUUUGACCAGUUUAGUGGUCACCCAGAGUUAAAUUAUUAA
Molecule: messenger RNA, 5535 nt
Organism: Plasmodium falciparum 3D7
Lineage: Eukaryota; Apicomplexa; Aconoidasida; Haemosporida; Plasmodiidae
Source: RefSeq, a predicted model, not a curated record